GAACGCGCUCGACAUAAGUGCACUUGGAAUCUCUGGAAAAAACUGACAUGGCACGGCGCGAUGCUGCGGAGAUUCUGUUUGUUUGUGAAUGGUGUCGCUGAAUCGACUCCGAAGAAUCUCUUUCGACCCAGCGAUAUCGUCUCUACAAUGGAAAAUAUCGAUCCGAUAAUUGUCGGUGGCGCUUCUCAGCGAACUUUCACGAUCGUGGUUGAGGGUAACAUCGGCUCCGGGAAAUCUACUUUCCUCAACACAUUUUCAUCCCUUCCGGACAUCACGAUCAUGCCAGAACCUGUGAAUCGUUGGACGAAUCUCGGAGGAAAACACAACCUCCUUGACCUCAUCUACAAGGAUCCGCUCCGUUGGAACAUGGCUUUCCAGAGCUAUGUACAGCUUACAAGACUACAAAUGCACACCAAAGAAGUUCCCACAACAUUCAAAUUGAUGGAGCGUUCUCUGUACAGCGCACGCUAUUGUUUCGUGCAAAACUACAUUAACACAAAAAUGAUGACCGAAUGCGAACGAGCGAUCUGCGACGAAUGGUGGGAAUUCAUCACAUCCACGCAGAAAGUCGGAGUGGAUCUCAUCGUUUACCUGAGGACAGACCCAGAAGUGGCAUUCAGUCGAACGCGCUUGAGGAAUCGUCAAGAAGAGACCGGGAUUCCUCUAGAGUACCUGCAAGCCCUGCACGAGUUGCACGAUGAUUGGCUCCGAGGAACAUCGGGAUUCAAACUCCCUGCUCCGGUCGUGGAACUGGAUGCGAACAAAUCUCUCCCCGAAGUCAAGAGCGCCUUCGAAAACUACGUUCUUGCGAACAUGGCCCAGAUGAAAUACUUGGUGAACAAAGAUUUCCGCUUGCAAGCCUCACCGAUACGCGCCGCAAAUUGAAGCGUAAUGUUCCGGAGCGAUCUCCCGUCGCGUGACGGAAUCGGAGAGCGGUGCCCGCGAAGAAUCUCCCCUCAUGGAUCUGAGCCAAAUAUCUUUGUAUUUCUACGUAUUCCUCUAAAACUCAGGAAGGGAC
Molecule: messenger RNA, 1018 nt
Organism: Galendromus occidentalis (western predatory mite)
Lineage: Eukaryota; Metazoa; Arthropoda; Arachnida; Mesostigmata; Phytoseiidae
Product: deoxynucleoside kinase
Exons: 6
Coding region: 61-885 (274 amino acids)
Cellular component (GO): mitochondrion; cytoplasm
Molecular function (GO): deoxynucleoside kinase activity
Source: RefSeq, a predicted model, not a curated record